Molecule: messenger RNA, 501 nt
Organism: Dentiscutata heterogama
Lineage: Eukaryota; Fungi; Glomeromycota; Glomeromycetes; Diversisporales; Gigasporaceae
Source: the annotation of a GenBank genome assembly
AUGAAAGAAGAAAAUAGAAGGUUAAGUGUAAUAUUGAGCUUCUUAGAGGCACACUGUCGAAGUUACUUUCAUAUUCAAGAAAUUGGAUAUAAAUAUUCUAAAAUGAAUAAUACAGAAGAUCUAGAUGAAUGGAAAAAGCAGAGAUAUGUAGAGGAUUUUAUUUGGUUUCAAGAGAUAAAUGAGAUUUGUGAGGAAUAUGGCGUAAAUGUUUGUUUAAAAGAAAUUGAAAUUGAUAACAUUUCUGAAUAUUGUAUGUUAUUAGUUUCUGAAACUAUUGUAUAUUAUGAACAAAUUGAAAAAAUUGAUAAUAAAUUUUGUUACUUUAUCAAUGGUACUAAACGAAAAAAAGAAGUUUCACCUAAUGGUUAUCUAUAUUGUACAAUUAAUCAUAAUGAGUUAAUUGGUAAAGUAGAAGAUGGAAUAGGAUUUUUAUAUCUCUUUAAAAAGAAAUUUUUAGAAGAUCUUUCAAAAAGAAUUUGUGAUCAAUGUCUAGAAUUUAAA